AUGGCCCAGAAGAAACUACUCUCCAUUCUUGUUCUCCUUUUGCUUGUUUUCGUCUUGGAAAUUCAAUGCGUUGUUGGAAGGCAUUUGAUAUUUGACCGAAACCACAGUUCCCGAAAGGUCCAACCUUACGGUAAAAACCUAGCACGGAUAAUUCCUGAUCCAAAAAUUAAUGGUGUUAACAUUAAAGCAGCUGUUGCGAACACGCAGUCCCCACCUUCACCACCAAGUGUGGUUACAGGAGAAACCCAAGCCCCGCCACCCAAAAAUGUACACGACUUCAGGCCCAAAACUCCUGGACACAGUCCUGGCGUCGGCGAUUCCCUUCAAAACUAG
Durio zibethinus is the source of this 333-nucleotide messenger RNA. Lineage: Eukaryota; Viridiplantae; Streptophyta; Magnoliopsida; Malvales; Malvaceae. The record is from RefSeq and is a predicted model, not a curated record.